AGACGCGGAUCUGAUUGAGUGAGUGAUUCCACUGACUUAAACUCUUUAGAUUCACGGGUUACAGACAGUCUUUUCAGACUAUUCACACUUCACAUCAUCAUCAUCAUCAGCAGCAGUAUAAUCAGGUGUAGUCGUGAUCAAACGAUGUCUACAGCAGCUGAGCGCAGUGAGUCUGAGCGCGCGCCUGUCGCUCGAGCCGCCUGGGCUUCGAAAGCAUCGAGCUUCGACAGAAUCGAUCUGAACCAUGAGAUGAAGGACAGCAGCCCAGCAGGGAAGCAGGGGAAAGCGCUGCGUGUCUUCUUCCGGAAGCUGUGCAAGGCUGUGAAGCGGCCGGACAGAGUGGUGCGUCUCACAGCGCAGACGGACGCUCAUCUGGACGAUCCCGGGGUGACGGCUGUCCCGGGUCCGACGGCCGUUCCUGAGCUGCUGUGUCUGCCGGGUCAGGUGUGUGAAGAUCCGGAGCCACGUUCCUCCGGGAUCAGAGAGCCAACGCUUCUCCCAGAUCUCUGUCACAAAAAAGCUAAGAAAGGAAGGAAGAGGAGAGUCUUCUUCCGGAGAGCUUGUGAGGCUGUGAAGCAGCUCUUCCCCUGCUGCGACCCGGACAGAGUCCAGCCUCCUAAAGCGGAGCCGGAGCCGGAGCCGGACCGACCCCAGCUCGUUCUGCCGGAGCAGGACCGGGUCUCUGCAGACCUCCAGUCGUCUCGUGAGGAAGAAGCUCCCUCCGAGAUCCAGGCUCACGAUGCAGUUCUGUCCGGUUCAGCAUCUGGUCCAGUGUCCGGUCCGGUGUCUGAUUCAGUUCCUGGUCCAGUGUCCGGUUCAGAGUCCGGUCCAGUGUCCGGUCCGGUGUCCGGCCUGGUCUCCGGUUCAGAGUCCGGUAGGGUGUCCGGUUCAGAGUCCGGUCCGGUGUCAGAAACAGCACCGGACACAGUGUCGCCUGAUCCAGAAGUCCAGCUGCCUCAAGGAUCCGUCGUGUCUUUGUUUGAAGUGGGACAUCUGAUCGCAUCAGGGAGCUUCAGCAAGGUCUAUGAGGGAACACACAUAUUCAGCGACAAAGUGAAGGUUGCUCUGAAGUGUGUCCCCAAGCGCAGAGCGGACCGCUAUCUUGACAUUCCUGGUCACUCCAAACCUGUGCUUGCUGAAGCGGCUCUGAUGCUGCGGCUGGGAGAAGCGCCCUCGUGCCCCAACAUCAUGGAGCUACACCAGUGGCUGGAGGACGAGAGCAGCUUCACUCUCAUUAUGGAGUACCCUGAACCCUGCAGGACCUUGGAGGAUUACAUCUUGUUCUCCGGCCCCGUCAGUGAAGCACAAGCACGCUUGUUCAUGCUUCAGGUGCUUCAAGCGGUCAAACACUGCCAUGAGCGUGGAGUUUAUCACGGUGAUAUCCGCUCGAGGAACAUCCUGGUGACUCUCCACAGUCUGGAGCUCAAGCUCAUCGACUUCCGCUGCGCUCGUCUGAUCAGCAGCGAGGGCUUUAACAGCAGCCAAUACCAAGGAUCAGACGCAUACACCCCGCCUGAGGUCCUCGGCCAGUCCAUAUUCCACGCCGCAGCAGCAGACGUCUGGGCGCUGGCGGUUCUGCUCUUUGAGAUCAUUCACAGAUAUCUGCCCUUCGAAAGCUUUGAUGCCAUUCAGCACGGCUACCUCAGGAUGGGUCCCACCUUAUCCACAGCGUGCCAUGACCUGAUUUUCCACUGCUUGAGCCGUAAUCCAGUUCACCGGCUGACGCUCCAGCAGCUGGAGGAGCACCGCUGGAUGAAAGCCUAGACUGCAAGAAGGCCGGGAUCUCGAUGUGCAUCAGACAGAGCAGAGCGGAGGAGUUUAAUGAGUGACCGGCGGCGUCUCGAGGAGUCUCAGGAGAUGCGGCGAGACUCUGGAGCUGCAGGUAAAUUAACGACGGUGUUCACAUGCACAUCAGAGCAUCAGCAGACGGCAAAGCAGCGUUUGUGUUCACAUGCUCGUAUUCUGAACCCACGAACACCUGCAGCUCCGUCAGUGAUCGACCGCUCGAAACACAAAGAACCACGAGAAAUACUUCACAACGCUGCUGUCUGUAGAAAUGAGAAAGAUCAUAAGAAAUUCUAAAAUUAGACAUUCAGAAGUGCAUGUAAACAUAGUCACAUAAUUAGUGCGUCACAAAUUAUUAAUGUAAGAAACGUAAAAAAAAAAUGGUUUUUUAAAUAAUAUUUCAGAAAGUAAAUGUAGUCAAACACUUAGUGCUUUAUUAGUAAUAUUGAAGUAAAAAAUUUAAAUAAAAAAAGUCCACCACGUUAUAAAAUUUCAGAAAGUAAAACUAAUUGGUGGCUUACAGUGACAUUAACGU
Molecule: messenger RNA, 2320 nt
Organism: Onychostoma macrolepis
Lineage: Eukaryota; Metazoa; Chordata; Actinopteri; Cypriniformes; Cyprinidae
Product: serine/threonine-protein kinase pim-1-like
Exons: 7
Coding region: 145-1764 (539 amino acids)
Biological process (GO): regulation of mitotic cell cycle; negative regulation of apoptotic process; protein autophosphorylation
Cellular component (GO): cytoplasm
Molecular function (GO): protein serine/threonine kinase activity; ATP binding
Source: RefSeq, a predicted model, not a curated record